GCGACUUUCGGAAACAUUUUUGUAAACCCUCGAGAUUCUUUUUUUUUAUAAAACUUGUCAUUUUUAUAACGCCGCAGUCAUUACCCGUUUGCAUCAAAGAUGCGGACACAAAAACCUUUCCAAGUUGAUGAACAAAUAUGAAUACAAGAAGAGUUAAAUGAUGCAAGAAUUGGACGAAAUAGCAAUAGUUGGAGUGGGAUGUAAGUUCCCGGGGGCCAGGAACCUCAAGGAGUACUGGCGGGUGUUGAGUAAUGGAGAAAACCACGUGAAGGAAGUACCUCGGGACAGGUGGAACAUCGAUGCCUACUAUGACCCCGACCCCAAUGCUCCUGGAAAGAUGUAUGUCCGAACUGCGGGCUUCGUCGAUGGCAUAGAUGAAUGGGACCAUCGCUUCUAUGGCAUAAAUGAUAUGGAAGCAGAGCUCGUGGACCCACAACAACGCAUGGUACUCGACUGCGUUCACAUGGCAUUUGAAGAUGCUGGUAUAACACGGAAAGAUGUUGAGGGCUCAAACACAGGUGUUUACAUAGGAUGCAUGACUGAUGACUACAAAGGCCAUGUCCUGGACGAUACAACAGUUAGCAGUACCUACUCCGUGACCGGAACACACAAUAGCAUCAUCAGUGCACGUGUCUCCUAUGUUUAUAAUCUCACCGGACCUGCUAUGACCUUAGAUACAGCGUGUUCUUCAUCUCUUGUUGCAAUCAAAAUAGCAUCAGAAGCGUUGCUAUUAGAUACUUGCGAUAUUGCAAUAUGUGGCGGAGUGAAUGUUCUACUAGAUCCACAACUGUUUAUUGCAUUGUCGAAGGCUAGAAUGCUCUCCCCUGAUGGACAAUGUAAAACGUUUACCGCAGAGGCAAAUGGCUAUGCUAGGGGUGAAGGAUGUGGCAUUGUCGUAUUGAAGAAAGUAUCAAAGGCACUGCAAGAUGGAAACAAGAUAUGGGCAACUAUUACAGCAGGUUCAAAUCAAGAUGGCCGAAAUGCUUCUCCCAUUACAGCACCAUCUGGGCAGCAACAAGAAAAGUUAAUGGAAACUAUGUAUAGAAAACAUGAUAUAGACAGAUCCAUCAUAUCAGUUAUUGAAGCACAUGGUACAGGCACCGCCAUCGGUGAUCCAACCGAGGUGAAAGCCUUGGGAAACCACUUUGGUACAGUAUCCGGGGCACGGGAUAUAUUUAUUGGUUCUGUGAAAACAAACAUUGGCCAUUUGGAGGCGGCCGCUGGAGUGGCAGGUUUGAUCAAAGUACUUUUGAUGAUGAAGCAUGAUACAAUUGUACCGUCAUUGUGGUAUACAAAAGCUAAUGAAAAUCCGAAACUGUCUUUGUCAAAACAUGGUUUCAAUGUUCCAACUACGUGCACCCCAUGGAUAAAAACAAACGGUUUAGAAAGGGUUGCAUGUGUCAAUAGUUUCGGCUUUGGAGGCACUAACGCACACGCUAUUGUAAAAGAAUUUGUCAAUGUUGAUAGAAACAACCACGGGGAGCAAACAGCCAUACCAUAUUUUGUGGCAGUUUCUGCUUUAGAUGCCGUAUCUCUGCGCGAUAAUAUCCGUCAUUUGGCGGAGAAUCUUAAGUCCACAAAAUACAACAUUGCAUCUUUGUCUUGUACAUCAACGUGCAGAAGGGAUCAUCAUCCUUUCAGGAAGGUAUUUCAAGUACACUCGCAGGGGGAUCUAGUCACAAAAUGCGAGAACGUUUUGUCUAGGAAAGAAGAAACUCCAACAGCUACCGCCAAAAAUAAAAUAGUGUUUGUAUUCUGUGGAGUUGGAACAACCUGGCGUGGAAUGUGCAAGUCCCUGUUAGAUAUCGAAAUAUUUCACAAUACGAUACGCGAAAUCGACGGCCAUCUGGAACUACUCACAGGCUGGUCGAUAGAAGAGACGUUUGCCAACUCAAGUGAUAUAAACACAGAUCCAGUUGUAUCGCACAUCGCAAUAUUUUGUUGUCAAGUUGGACUCGCAACUCUUUGGAAAGGACUUGGAGUGACACCAGAGGCUGUAGUAGGCCAGUCAGUAGGGGAAGUUGCCGCAGCGUAUAUAGCAGGCUAUGUAGACUUAAAGACAGCGGUCCAUAUAAUAUAUUUUAGGUCCAUAGCACUUAGCAGUGUGAAGCGGGGAACAAUGGCAGUUGUACGAAACAUUCCGACAGAGACGGUCAAGAAGUAUUGUGCGACAAGCAACGAAAAGGUGUGCGUAGCCGUCAUUAAUAGUCCAGUGUCUUGUACUAUUUCCGGUGACGAAGAUGCCAUCCAUAAUCUUACAAAACGUCUUGAUAGUAUACCUGAUACAACUCCAGUAAUAACAAAGCUCGAUGUCGGUUGUGCCUACCAUAGUCCUCUUGUCGUGGAUGCUGCAAAUCAACUAAAAGCGAAAUUAGAACAUAUCCAGAGCAAACGUGGGGUUAUACCAAUGUGUUCAUCUGUAACUGGAAAAUCUGAAACGAAUGGACUUCUUUCCACGGCAGAGUACUGGGAGAAAAAUGUGAAAUAUCCAGUUUUGUUUGAUGAUGCUGUCAGAAACUCUACAACACAUAAGGGCCAUAAUAUAUUUCUUGAAAUUGGACCACAUCCUGUUUUGAGAGCACAUGUCAAGAAUAUAUUACCAAAUGAAACAAAAUACACAGUACUGCCAUCCAUGAAGAAGGAAGAUGACAUGAAUACGCUCGCAGAUUCAAUCUGUAAAUUAUUCGAAGUUGGAGCAAAUAUUACUUGGGAAUUAUUACUUCCCUGCAGAGGCCUACCAACAGAAAUACCCACAUACCAGCGUCGCAGACACCAAAAGCUUUUCAGAAGUGAUAACGCCCUAACGAGGACACAGAAGCUUGAAACAUCGUCUGUUGCUCAUCCUUACAUUAAACGGGUACCUGCGACAAGUGAACACAGUCAAUUCAAAAUGGAAGUUGACCAAGAGACAACAUGGUUUGUCUAUCAGCAUGAAGUAAACGGAACAGUUAUACUCCCAGGAGCCUGCUAUGCAGAUAUCGGUUUUGAAAUUGGUAAAUUAGCGAAGAAGACUAAAGAUCAGUCUGCAGUGUCUGUAGAAUUUUUGCGUCCUGUGAAAAUAGAAGAUAGUAGAAAAACUCUUCUUCAGAUUUCUACUGUCAAACAAGAAGAGGAAGUGUUAUUUCACGUGAAACAUCAGAACGUGGUUACUUGUAAAGGUUGGGUGAAGCAAGUUUCUUCCGAAAGAGUAAGAAGAGGCAGUAUCGAUUUGGAAAGCCUACGAAUGUCCGUCUCUAGUGCGAAAACUGAAACCUUCGAAAGCGAAGAUAUAUACAGAAGGCUGCAGUCACUUGGAUUUAAACACGGAAAGUGUUUUCGUCUCAUGCUAAAUGCCGUUACAAACGGCAAGGAAAGUCUGUCAGAAAUGAAUGUUCCUAACAAUAUCUUAACCGAAGCAGACUCAACUGUAUUACAUCCAUGUAUACUUGACGUUAUGAUGCAGUCAACAAUAAACACAACCAAUGAAGACCUGAUGAGUACAAUACAAAAAGAACAGUUGACAUUUUUACCAGUAGCAAUAAACGAAAUAUACAGCUACAGAAAACCAGAAGAGAAAAUGAUCAUAUAUACGAAAAGAAUAAACACAACAAUAUUAGAGACCGUGUUUCAAGCCCACUACAACGCUCUCCUGUUAACACAAGAUGGUCUUCCUGUUGCAGAAAUUGUAAAUUACUGUACAUUCAGCCGUCGUCAUGGACACGCUGCGCCUUGCGAACUUAGCUAUGAGCUUCACUGGCACAAGCUUCAAGGGUAUGCAAAAGACAGCAAUCUAGCUUGCCCCAAAGUACUUCUUAUGGCAAAUGCUGAAUAUCAAAAAACUUCACUGGCUUUUGAAACUUUUAGAAAUAUCAUCGUUUCUCGGCAAAACAGGGAUUGUGACACAUACAGAACAUAUGUAAGGGAAUCAUUUGACAUCGCAAGACAGCGUUGGGGCUCUAUUAAACACGCAGAUGCUAUAGUGCUAUUGAUACAAGAAAAUUUUGUUGAACACAUUACUACAAAAGAAGGAGCAUCUGACCAAUACCAGCUGAUCAAAGGAAAUUGUCUCCUCCUGACGGAACUCGUCAAAUUCAAAACUAAAUCUGCCAUUCCUACCCCAUUAUACGUUGUUACACAAAAUACCCAACCAGCGUUGCCCAUACAGAAAGCAAGACAUAAUAUGAUAGGAGCAGAGUUGUGGGGCUUUGUUCGUUCUCUUCACUUGGAAUUUAUCCACGGUGAUAUAACUAUGGUCGAUUUGCAACCAAACCUGGAAGAGACAAGAAACAGCCUCGUCAACUUUAUAGCUGCAAGUCUUCAUCGUCUUUCGACGACAGUACCUGAUAUAAUAAUACAGUAUGACAACAUUUUAGGGGCACAGCUUAACAAGGUUAAACGUAGUGAACUGACACCAUCACUUAGAAGAGAAACAAGGCCAGCAGGAUCUUUUGCUAGUCCAUGUGACGUUAUCACCAAACAGUCUUCAGGAAGAGGCGACAAACAUCUUUGCAUUUCGGAGCCAGACAGACGAGAAUCAGAUAAAGUGUUUCACGUAAUAAGAGUAUCCGAAGUAGCCUUGCAUCCUAGUGAUAUUUUCCCCAGAACAACCAGCGAACUGAAAUCAGAGCAAGACAUUUGGCAAGACUCUCUUACGGAUGGACAUUCAGUUAUAGGCGUAGAAUAUACAGGUUACCCGAGAUCCACGAGCAAGAAAUGGGGUCCAGUUUGCAAGACAGGGGUAUCUCAAAAUGAUAUAGAAGGAAUGGAAGAUAUGUGGAAGGUGGUGGCAUUUUAUCCAACCCAGAUAAGAACAGAAACAUCAGUUCCUAAAGAAUGUAUUAUUCACUUGAAAGAUCUUCCGUUCUACAAACCCGGGUUAAUCACAUAUGCUAUGGUGUUUUGGAAGUUUGUAGAACAUGUUCCGUUCAGACAGAAUGUUUUUGUUUGCAAAGGCCGUUCCAAAGCAUUGCCAUACGCAAUUCUUGAAGAAAUGUUGAAAAGCUUGAAACAUUCAAGUAUAAUUAAUCCAGAAGAUAUAGAUCAAACACCAGUUGAUUUGGUUUUAACACUAACAAAGUUCGAAGAAAGUUUUGAACUACUGUGGAAAUGCAGCACAAUUGUGUGUUUGCAAAAUAACUUUCAGGAAUCAACUGGAACAACCUUAGCAAGAACCAACAAACACACCAUCAUCAAAAUUACAACAGAACAAUUAUUCGACAGGAAGUACAUUUCAAAAGUUCUACCAAAGGUCGUGUCAUGGUUACAAAGACACAGCAAAUUCGUGGAGACCUGCAUGUCACAACACGUGUCUAGAGCUGCUGUCAGAUCUUUUGAAACCUCCGAUGAUAUUACAUUUCCAUGCAACGUCAUUCAGCUUUAUAAAGAUUGUCGUUUGAAUAUUCCACUGAGACAUUCGCUCUCAAGUUUAUUUUCAAGACAGGGUUGUUACAUCGUUACCGGUGGCACGACAGGUCUCGGAUGGGAAACGGUAAAACUUCUGGCUGAAAUGGGAGCCGGAGUUGUAGCUCCAAUGUCCCGAAGAGCAGUCGCACGUGACAAGGCCGAGGAAGCCAACAGCCUUUCAAAGUCAACAGGAAGCAGUAUAGUUUUCUUGCAGUGUGAUGUUAACGACUUUAAGUCUGUUACUAAUGCGUUGCAGACACUGCAGGUCAAAGCACCCCAGUUCACUCUAAAAGGUGUCUUUCACUGCGCUGGAGUUUUACAAGACAAGCUGCUUAUGAACAUGGAUGAGACAAUAUUAGAAAAUGUACUUAAACCAAAGGUAUUGGGAACUCUCAAUAUGCACGUAGCAACCCGAGCAAACAAUCUGGAUUAUUUUGUUGUGUCUUCAUCAAUCAACCGUUUCGUUGGAUCUCCAGGACAAAGUAAUUACGGUGCGGCAAAUUCCUUUCAGGACGCUUGUAUGGAAUGGAGACGACGUUCAGGACUGCCAGGUCAGGCAAUAGAUUGGGGAGCGCUGAGUGUUGGUAUGGCUGCCAGAUCUGUGUUCAUUGAUAACUUCGCUAAACGUGGCUAUAGUCUGAUGACCGUUACCGAAAUACGCAGCUGUUACCAAGAGAUAUUGCUGAGAAACACGACCAGUGUUGUAUACAGCGAUAUAAACUGGGACGCAGCAGCUAAAGACUACCUCAACCCGCACAUGGUCAGACCAAGAAUUCGGAUGGAGUUACUCUUAGAUGAAUCCGUUUCCAAAAUUACAAGUGAUGAAAACGGGAACGAGGCAGCAGAUAUCUCGUUUGAUGUUCAAUCUCUGAAAAAUUCCGACACAGAAACGCAAAUGGUUUCUUUGGUAGGACUUCUCACACUUGUGGCGGGCAAAGUCAUCGGUGGUCCAGUCGGUCAGAUAUCCAAGACGUCGACGUUAUCGGAAAUGUCUUUUGAUUCAAUGUCAACCGUUACGUUCAUCAACGUAAUCCAGGAAAUGACGGGUUAUAGAAUUCCUCCGCGUUUCAUGUUAGACACAGGCCGUACAAUUUCAGACAUGGCAGAUCUGCUUCAAGAAAAGUUGUUUGUUACUGUACAUAAAGAAGAUACUAGAAAAAAAGAAUAAUGUUCCUCCUGGGACUGAUGAAAGUUAAUAUGUUAGUUAAUUUUGGACUUACUGCAUUGGUGGAUGAUUGUUAAAAAGUGCGCAAAGUAAUACUUACAAAAAAAAAAAAUUUGCUGUCUCGUUGCCUACUAGAUGCAAUCAUAAAGCUAAAUUCUGAUACAUAUCUAUGCCGAAUACACUCUCUGACUUUUGUAAUCAAAACAAUUCUUGUAAUGGCUAUGUUUUAUAUCAGUAUGUAUAAUAAUUAUACAGAGUUGAUUUUCAUAUUAUCAUAAAAUCUUAAAUGCUGUGAUACACAAAUGUUUAUACAUUUUGUACAAAGUAUCGACUUUCUUCACUGAUAUAUUUUGUGUAAAUAUGUGAUUGUCAACUACUAUCUGUUUGAAGUGAACGAGUAUGUAAGGCCAAAACGUGAUAUCAGCACAUAGUGUAUACUAAUAUAUUUGCUCAAUUGCAAAACAAUUCAUCUCAACGUUAACUAUUAUUAAACUUCGAGUAGUAAGCCAAGACUUACACUGUACGUUCUUUACGGUAUUUACCGUAGUUUUCCCGUGCAUUCACGACUCAGUUCCCGAAAUCGAAUUUUGAUCUCUUUCGAUACACCAGCCAUAAUUGGAACCAGUCAUCUAUUAGAAUAAUUGCCAGCAUUUGUCAUUACUGGUACCCAUUAACUGGUACCAUUUAACUGCUCGAUGGACUGAGGCACAUAUUGCAGUAGACACACCUAAAGUGACCUAACCGGGAUCUAAUGUCGCUCUUUUGCUGAUUUGAGUUGCCUAUAACAGGAAAUAUUAACGCCAUAGUAAACAGUUAUUAAAAAUCAGGUCAAGUUUACUUAAAGUAGAUACGUUGAUAAAAUUUAAACUUUGUAUUAAGUGUAGUCAUUUACUACAUUUAUGACAACACGAAAACAGUGAAACAGAAAAUCAGUGACUCUUUAAUCCGUUAUCUGGUCUCGUGCAAGGAAAGGAAAGAUAAUAAUGCAGAAUGAACAAAUAAUAAGUUUAAUUGAAAUUUAUUUUUCAGAAAUUUCGCUCGAAGUUAGAUAAUACACGGCAUAAAUAGAGCUUUUUAAAUUCAAUUUAUUUCUGAAUUGAAGAAUGUAUUGUAGAGAGCUUGGAAAUAUUGCGUUCACAAUAAAUGACGAAUAGAAGAGAAUGUUACGAAUAAAAUAUCAGUUUCUUAAAAUAAGUAACAUUCUUGCAGACAUGAAAUAAAUUGUGACUGUUAUCGUAUUAACAUGAUUGUAAAUCAUUUUGCGAAGUAUGAAAAACUAUGAAUAUGUAGAAUUAGUAUUAGUAAUUGUUGAAGAAGUUGACGGUGAUUUUCUUUCCUUCCAUAGGUGAAAAGACCAUCCAUGGGAAAAGCAAAAAGUGGUCUUUGUUGACAGGUGGUCUCUAUUCAUUGAUAAUGGUCUGACUGCUGUUAAAAAUCGAGGAAUUUUUAAGUUUUGUAAUUGUGGUCUUUAACGCAGGUGGUCUUUAACACAGGUUUGAUUGUAUAUAUGUCUAUAUAUUUCUACCUCGGCGUCUAUGUCAAAUAUCUAGAAAAGUUUUAUGUGACUGACAAUGAAUUUAAAAUAUAUACUAGCUUUUACAGUUGUCACAUGGAAUAACACAAGUGUAUGUGUGUCAGAUAAUGAAAUGACUUGUUCCGGACACAUAUGUCAAUGCCAUGUCAACCAAACAAAGUUCAAUGUAAAGAUGUGUUACUUGGAUUAUAUUAGUACCCCGGUAUCUCUCACUUUACAUGUAUGUAAGUUAAGGCCAAUAAAACUAUACGUGUGUGUUUCCAUUUCUUCAUUUAAAGGCUUAUUCUUAGGGCUCUCCAUUUCUUCAUUUAUAAUCGUAUUCAUAGAUAGUCAUAGAAAUGUUUUACUGAAAUGUAAAAAAAGGAAUGUUGUCAACAUGUUUUCACUAUUAAUUUUUGUUUUGUUUUUGUAUUAAAUGUGGAUAUAUAGUAAUUAUUAGACUGUAUUUAUUGUGAAACCUUUAAUUCAGUAUGUUAUAUUUGCACGUUUAAACACGUUUGUUUACUUCAAUGGAUAUAACAAUUUAUAUGUAAAACUUAGAUUUACUUGUGUUUUUUAUAUUUGAAUUUGUUUCAGUGAGAAACAUUAGUGAAUUAUCUUCCAUUUAAACUCUCUGAAACUACUUUGGACCUUUCAUUCGAUUACUCUGCUUUUAACUCUGUAGGGUAUACACUAAGUUUAAUUAUUUGCUGCUAUGAUAAUCAAAUCAAAAGGUCUGGCUGUAUAGCUCUAUUAUGUUAACAUUUUGAAACUCCUAAAAUUUAAUGAACAGAAAAGUGAAAAAAAUCAAAAAUAAUAACUUGAAUAUCUCCAUGAGACACAACAAUAAAGUCAGAGGAUUCCAACUAGAUAGGUUCAAUGCCUUGGUCUUUAACUGACAGGGGAGAUAAUAUUUUUUCACUUAUGUCUCUCAUUGGUUAGCUUUAAAUUUUGUAUAUUUUUACAUUUAUACACAGAACAAUAUUUCUAUUUGGUAACAAGAUUAUUAUAUUUUAAAUGUGUUACAGUCCACGUCUGAUAACUUCGCAGUGACUGUUUGGACAAGUCCAAGCCAGAAUAUUUAAGUACACAUACUGACUGGAGCCGGCUUAGAGCGUUAGACUCUUAUUGCCGAGUUGGUUCGAAUCCCAACGUGAUCAAUAUACCUUUUUUUUUUAGAUCUUUGUGUGUUUUUAAAUGUUUUGUUCUUUUUAUGUUUUAAUUACUGUUUUUUUUUUAUUUUAAUGAUGCUUUUUCGUUAUUUUUUGUGUUUCUGUUUGCAUAUAAGAUAUGACUUUUAGUAUGAAACUGAGUUGGGAUAAACAAUUUAUGCUAUUUGUAUACAUUUAAUGUGAAACUAAUAUGGCUUUAAUUUCUGGCUAAUUGGACGAAGUCUCAAUCAUGUUUGUGUGACGUCAUAGUUAUGACGUCUUAUGUUGUACUCAUGUUGUACUAGGUUUUCAUAGUUUUUUAUUCAGUAUAGAUCCAGAGGGCUAUCUUUAUAUGAAGAACUGUUAGACACAUGUAUGUUUUUUCAACAGAACUUUUGUUUUUGAUCAAAUACGUUUGUAUUUUCAGCAGUUACUUUAAAUUGCACUAGAUCAUGACAUAAUUGUUAUACCGAGCGAAAAGAAUGGAAAUGAAUAACACGUUCUCCUCGGUUUUAACCGUAGUAUUCUCGUGUGCUAAAAAUGCAUUAUGGCUCAUAGCUUGAAAUCGAAUUAUAACUGUCUUACAUUUCUGAAAAUAUUGGUUUUUUGUUUAUUAGUAUACUAGUUUAUUAGUAUAUGCCAAUACGAACUGCAUGUACGAUAUUUUAAAUAAAUUUUUACGACUUGA
Molecule: messenger RNA, 9899 nt
Organism: Mercenaria mercenaria
Lineage: Eukaryota; Metazoa; Mollusca; Bivalvia; Venerida; Veneridae
Product: phenolphthiocerol/phthiocerol polyketide synthase subunit C-like
Exons: 7
Coding region: 158-6550 (2130 amino acids)
Biological process (GO): fatty acid biosynthetic process
Molecular function (GO): fatty acid synthase activity; 3-oxoacyl-[acyl-carrier-protein] synthase activity
Source: RefSeq, a predicted model, not a curated record